AUGAAACUCAUUGUGGCUGGAGCUACUGGUCUGGUGGGCGCAGAGGUCAUCCGUCAGAGUCUGCAGAUCAGUGAGAUAAGCUUAGUUAUCGCACUUUCCAGGAAACCCGUCCAGGUCGAAGACGACAUCUAUUCAUCUAAGCUGAAGAGCGUUGUGAUUAGUGACUAUGAGGAGUAUCCAGACCAUGUAAAAGCCGAAUUUGCUGGGGCUGACGCGUGCAUAUGGACUGUCGCAGUAACACCUUUCAGAGCUGGAAGCUUUGACUUUACGGAGGUUAAACGCUGCGAAACGGAGCUCAUGGUUCUCGACUUUCCUGCGCAAUAUGAGGGGGUUGAGGUUUGCAUUGCUCAGCCCGGGGUAGUGACAAAUUCAAUAACGUGGUCGAGGGCUGCUCUGAGCGCCCUGUGUCGUGUUAUCAAUGUCUUCGGGCGAGUCGUCCCGACUGUAGACCGAGAAGAGCUCUCGAAAGCAUCAGACUGGGACAAGCCGUCUUAUGAGUGA
This is a messenger RNA of Penicillium riverlandense, 501 nucleotides long. RefSeq lists its product as uncharacterized. NCBI's taxonomy places the organism in Eukaryota, Fungi, Ascomycota, Eurotiomycetes, Eurotiales, Aspergillaceae. The transcript is spliced from 4 exons. The record is from RefSeq and is a predicted model, not a curated record. The coding region runs from base 1 to 501 and encodes 166 amino acids.